CUGAUUAUGGAUGAAAAGCUGAGAAAAGAUGAACUUGCAAGGACAGUUAAAUUCACACCACCAUUGUACAAGCAACGCUACCAGUUCAUUAAACAAUUAGUGAGCAAGCAUAAACCUAAAAAGGUGGCAGACUUGGGAUGUGCUGACUGUAGGCUGCUGUGGAUGCUGAAAUUCUGCAAAUGCAUUGAAAUACUUGUUGGAUUAGAUAUCAGUGAGGACGUGAUGAAGGAAAAAAUGCAUAUGCUAUAUCCCCUUCCUGGUGAUUAUCUUCAGCCAUCUGAAAGACCCCUGACUGUUAUCCUUCAUCAGGGCUCAGUUGCUCAGAAAGACCCCUGUAUGCUGGGCUUUGAUAUGGUAACAUGUAUUGAAUUAAUAGAACAUCUGGAGGCAAAAGAGUUGGAGAAAUUUCCAGAGGUGGUAUUUGGUUUUAUGUCUCCAGCCAUGAUUGUAAUCAGCACACCAAACUCAGAAUUUAAUCCUUUGCUUCCAACUGUAACAUUAUUCAGACAUCCAGACCAUAAAUUUGAAUGGAAUCGAGCACAGUUUCAGAACUGGGCUCUUGAAGCUGCUGCUCGCUAUGACUACACAGUGGAGUUCACUGGAUUAGGAGCCCCACCACCUGGGGAAGAUGAUGUUGGAUUUUGUACACAAAUAGGUAUAUUUGUGAGAAAGUACCUAAAGAAUGGAGAACCUGAGACAGUGGAGAAAUACAAAGAACAUGUUUAUAAAACUAUUUUCAAAGCAGUAUAUCCAAGCCUUAAAGAUGAAAAGUAUUUGCAAACUGCAGUGGUCAACGAAGUUGUACGGACAUCACAAACAAUUGCAAGAAGGCUUCUGGACAAUAGAAAAUCCAAAUACAAGAAAGUGUGUGAUGGUGUUGAAACAGACCCUCUCUUCCUGACACCUUGUUUCCUGAGAAAUGUAGAAUAUCCUUCUUUAACCGAAGCUGACAAUCCACAUAUGGAACCAUUCGUUAAUGGACAAAUUAUCUACGUGCCUCUGGCAAAAAUCUUUUCAACUCCCAAAGUGAAGCAACUAUGUGGCACUUUUGAAACUCUAAGGAAACUUAUCACUGGUAAAGUUGCACUGAGCAAUGAUGGAUCUGCACUGCUGGUUGAAACAGAGUAUGAAAACGAAGAGCUGGAGAAUAAGCAACUUCUUCCUGCUAGCAACCAAUGAAGAAAUCAGAC
Molecule: messenger RNA, 1190 nt
Organism: Euleptes europaea (tarantolino)
Lineage: Eukaryota; Metazoa; Chordata; Lepidosauria; Squamata; Sphaerodactylidae
Gene: HENMT1
Product: HEN methyltransferase 1
Exons: 6
Coding region: 7-1179 (390 amino acids)
Biological process (GO): piRNA processing; siRNA processing; RNA methylation
Cellular component (GO): nucleus; cytoplasm
Molecular function (GO): O-methyltransferase activity; RNA methyltransferase activity
Source: RefSeq, a predicted model, not a curated record